ACCACACUGCAUAAAAAAAUUGCAAUAGCUUGUUUAUUGUUAAAUGGCAACACCGGUCCCAGAUUUGUGUGCGCCGGCAUCGCACGUGAACGUGUCGCAAAAAUCUCAAUAAAUUAGUGAAAUCACAAUGUCGGACGAAUAUUUCUAUGGUGUCACCCUCUCCUCCUCACAUCAGUCGGAAACAUGGGAUCCGGAGGCGAAAGGGGACUACCCGAGGAGUAAUAAACUACUCAUACGCCAGGCACUUCUCGGACCAGAUGCCAAAGCCGAUGAAUUAAAUGUUAUACAGGUGGAGACAAUGUGUCUUCAAGAGUCGAUCAAAAUCCCCGUGGCUAUCCUCAAAGUGGGCGAGACGCGGCAAGUUCGCUUACACAUUGAGUUCCCAGACGCGCCCGUCACAUUCACACUCAUACAGGGUUCAGGGCCGGUGCACUUGAUCGGUCAGCAUCUCUUGGGUGCUUUGGUUGAGGAGUUUGAGGACAUGGAGGAGAUGGAAGAGGAAAUGCUGGACGAGGAAGAGGGUGAUGACUCCCAGUUCAAGGAAGAUGAGAAUAAAAGGAAACCAACACCCGGCAAGCGCAAGACGAAUGAGGACGAGGACGACGAAGAGGGCGAGCCAAAGGGCAAGAAAUCGAAAAUGUCAAAUAACGCCAAAGGCAAGGCCGCGUCACCCAAGAAGAACGCUAAGAAGUGAGCAGCAGACGCGCGCCCCGCCCCGUCCCGCCGACAGACCAACCGUGAAGACUGACAACAUUCGCGCCUGGCGAUUACACCGCUUUGACGUUUAGCGACUCUCAUACAAGUCUACAAUUUCCGAGUCUCUAUACUUGAAUUUUACCCUCUAGUACUACCACUUUUGUAAGUUACAGAAAUCAUUUUUGAAUGGCGCGAAAAUAUCUCAGCUAGGGCUUUUAAAUACCGGAUUUUUUCAAUACCGGUAUUAAUACCGGUUUUUUUUUCAAUACCGGGAUCCUGGUAUUUGGUCUGUAAAAAAAUUUAAAUUAAAAAAAAUUAGUUUUUGAAGAAAUGUUUCCAUAUAAAGUUUCUGUUAAAAUGAGCCAGAUUUUUGUAAGUGAUACAAAGUUGUCUCAUUUUAACUCUGUCUUAAGUCUGAGCAAAGUCAAACUUCGCUAUUUUGGAGUUCAGCCUGAGUGUCAGCAAAUCAGUAAUUGUAGACCAAGACUAGAUUCGUCAGACUUCUGUCCUAGACUUGUUGAGUAUCGCUAUAUGUCAAAAAUAUUACAAGAGUCAAGGCCUUGGUUCAUGUCUCCGUUGUAGGUAAUCUGUGCUGAGAGUAUUAUUUGUAAUGGUUCAACAUUUAGUGACUAAAGGGCAGAAAUGACAGACGAUUUAAAUCUUACAAUUUAAUUCUUGCCAAAAAACCUCAAUUUUGAUAAUUUUAAUUUCAAAUAUUAUGAUUCAUGAGUAUCCAUUAGUUUAUAUAACUAGCUGAUGCCCGCGAGUUGGUCCGCAUGGAUUUAGGUUUUUAUCAUCCCGUGUGAACUCUGAUUUUCUGGGAUAAAAAGUAGCCUAUGUCACUCUGUUUCUAACUGUAUUUAGGAUUGCCAGAUGCCCCGUAUUUUACGGGUUACCCUGUAUUUCAGGGUAUGAUAAUACAGAAACCCGUAAUUGCGAAAAUAAAAUACGGGGUUAAGUACGUUUUUCGUUGCUUAUUGCUGUCGAUGUUUGUCCUCGAAUCCGAAGUUAGCCGUAUUUGAAUUGAAGUGGUCGCGAGUCGGUGCGGCAAGCGGUUGGGGCUACUUAGUUGUAACUAAACUACAAUAGCGUGGUAAUUCAAUCUAGGUUAGCGUUGUAUCGUUUCAGUGUGUGACUGGGAGUGCGCGAGUGUGGAUGUCACUUUACUGGUCGAGGUAUACUACAAAAUAUUCUGAUCCUGUAGUUACUUCAACGCCUAAAGUGUAAGUUUUCAAGUUACUUAAAUCUCGGGACCGAAUUACCGGUAUUUUUGUAGCGUUACCGAAAUACCGUUAUGGUGACGAUAAAAAUAUAUACCGGUAAUUAUACCACCCAUGCUGUGUAUGAAAUAGCAUCUUUGUCUUCUGUAAGGUUUCAAGUUAUAGUGAUGUGUGUUGGCGUAAAUCUGUCACUUAUUAUGGAGCAAGUAUAAUUAUUGACAUCUAUAUUAUAUGCCAUAUAUUUGACAUCUUCAUACAAUUUGACAGAUUAACGUUACUCACCUUCACGUUUUUGUCCUUGCUCUAAGUAAAGUACUUAGGGGCUGUGCUAAAAUAUGUAAUAUGUUUUAAGUGCUAUUUAUAUAUUUUUUAAUAUGUCGUUUUGUAUGGACGACUUCAUGUAAAUUAAAAAAAAAUUACAUGGGUUAAAUAAAAAAGUUUAGUGCUAGGCUUUGUAGAGCCAAAAACUUACACUCUAGGCCCAGAUUGAGUGUGAUUUGUAUGGAAAACUUUCUGAUUUUUUUUUUUCAUUCCUUACUGUGGUAAAGUCUAAUAAUAGUUAUAUGUCUAUGUAAUAAGUGAUCACCCAGAUGUAUUUUUAAGUUAAGACAAAUCAGUGUAUGUUAGACAUUGAUUGUUUUUGUAUUUUGUAUCAACUACUAGACAUCCACAUAACGACUUCUCAUUUCAAAAAGUAACUAUUAUACUUUGUUUGUACAUAUACAUAUAAAACAAGAACAGUAAUAAUAAACCAAUUUCUAAACAUUC
Messenger RNA from Maniola jurtina (meadow brown), 2684 nucleotides. Its product is annotated as nucleoplasmin-like protein. NCBI's taxonomy places the organism in Eukaryota, Metazoa, Arthropoda, Insecta, Lepidoptera, Nymphalidae. Gene Ontology annotation, biological process: chromatin remodeling. Bases 128 to 694 code for a protein of 188 amino acids. Gene Ontology annotation, cellular component: nucleoplasm; nucleolus; cytoplasm. The transcript is spliced from 6 exons. Gene Ontology annotation, molecular function: chromatin binding; RNA binding; histone binding. The record is from RefSeq and is a predicted model, not a curated record.